GUUUCAAUUUUAGUUAACGAACGACUACAUACGAGCGCAAACGAACAAAAGUAUCUUUUAAAAGGCGUUUAUUGACUUUCUGCAAAACCAAUUAACUGUUUUUUAAAAUGGAGUGGUCAUUGAUUUGGAUAUUUUCAAUUGUGAUUAAAGCAUUGAAAUUGAUUCUUAAUUUAUCUAUACUUAUAAUUUAUCGUGUUGGCGCUGGAGGCUACUUUCUGGGAGUGGGUGGCACAUGGAAUCUUUGGGAAGAGAAGAGCGCAGGUUGUGAAAUAUUCGCUUCCGGCGUUUUCAUUGGAUUCAUUGUUUAUACGGGCGUACACACAAUUGCUUACUUCUUUGGACCCAACAAGUACAAACAUGAACUCACAGACACCAUGAUGAAUGUGGUGGGCACCUUCUUGUGGGCCCUAGUUGGUGGCAUUGCACUGCACUACUGGGUCGGUUACAUGGACACAAGCGACUACUCCUAUUUGGGAAUUCAGCAUGUGCCAGUUAGUGCGGGUAGUGACAAGCUGGUUGGCAUUAUAAUGGGAUCGCUCUGUAUACUCGAGGCAGCUUUAUAUUUGGUGGACACCGUAAUKAGUUGCCUGCACUACUCGAAGGGCGAUACUGACUAUACUGGUGUGGCACGUUAGUGCGGCCAAACUAAUUUCAAAAACACAUUUGUACAAUAAUGAAUUAUUUGGUGACAACAAACUUGUACAAAACCGACAAAUUUGAAAAAAUAUCUAAAGAUAUCGAUGUCUAUACCAAUAUAUAAUUAAUUAUUAUAUUUUUUCUUUAAAUAUUUCGAAUCGGAAUACUGAAAUGUCAAGACCUUUUCUUUAAGUUCAUUGUAGCUCUCAUCUAUAGCAAUUAACAACUAUUACGUAACAGUACAAGCAACCUGUGAGGCUUGCGUUUCCGGUAUUCCAUAAUCUGUACAAUAGAUUUUUUUUUACUUUUUUGCCAAACAUUUCAAAUACAUAUUAUUUUAAUAAAUCCAAAACAGAAACUACA
Messenger RNA from Bactrocera latifrons, 999 nucleotides. RefSeq names its product protein snakeskin-like. The transcript is spliced from 3 exons. The coding region runs from base 108 to 635 and encodes 175 amino acids. The record is from RefSeq and is a predicted model, not a curated record. Gene Ontology annotation, biological process: septate junction assembly. NCBI's taxonomy places the organism in Eukaryota, Metazoa, Arthropoda, Insecta, Diptera, Tephritidae.